Messenger RNA from Eucalyptus grandis, 837 nucleotides. Its product is annotated as glycine-rich cell wall structural protein-like. The coding region runs from base 257 to 640 and encodes 127 amino acids. The record is from RefSeq and is a predicted model, not a curated record. Lineage: Eukaryota; Viridiplantae; Streptophyta; Magnoliopsida; Myrtales; Myrtaceae. The transcript is spliced from 3 exons.
UGACUGGUUGGUAUGGACGUCGACGAGGAGAGGACAACUGCCCUGCUUUGAAUAGUAGGUCGUGUUCUUUGAGAAGUUUGGUCGACAUUUUCGUGAGCCACCGCGAUUCAAAAACGAAAGCGAGAUGCUUUGACACUAAGGAAACUGCCUCAUCCGCUCACUUUGCUGCUUGAGCUCGCUUGCGAUUCUCUCCGGUGAUCGGUCAGUGCACCAAAUACCACUGGUGUCUGAUCUUCAUCUGUUUUCCGGCGAUAGAAUGGGACCUGGAGGACCCGGCGGGCCUGGAGGAGGGGGUUUCGGCGGGCCUGGAGGAGGACCCGGUUUCGGCGGGCCAGGAGGACCAGGGUUCGGUGGACCUGGUUUCGGAGGUCCGGGUUUCGGUGGACCCGGAUGGGGUCCUGGCCCCGGGGACCGUGGGGUCCGGGGAUGGGAUUCGGAGGUCCAUGGGGACCUGGCGGUGGCUUCUUCGGACCUGGAGGCUUCUUCGGUGGGUUCUUUAAUGGCAUAUGCAGCAUGGUAUCUUCUUGCAUGUACUGCUUGUGCUGUUGCUGGCUGCUGCAAGAUUGCUUCGGCGGGCCGCGCGGGUAUGGCCCUCCCGGUCCUGGAGGUCCUCCAGGCUACUGAUCCGGAGAUGUUUUGAUCCAACACCGUUGCAUGCGCUAAUUUACCUAUCUAUUUCUCCGCUUUUCACUUCUAUAUCAUCAAUAAUAAACUGUCUGUUUUCCAUUCUUUCUGUUUGUGCUUCACAUUAGCGCACUAAAUGUUUUUGGAAUGUCUAUGAACCAUUUCCAAUUUCCCAAGGUACUGAUGAUUAUGACUCACCAUUCCCCUUCUAUG